ACCUAACGACGUCGUUUCAUCCUCGCUCGCCUUCUGUCACUGGUAGAAAGCCAGUCUGCUCUCUGCCUUCUUCCUUCUUGGGAGCUCUCAACUUCUUGAGAAGUACACCAUUCUUGGGGAGCUCUCUCAAUUUCCCUUUUUUUAAUCUAAUCUCCCAUAAAAGUAAACACCAAUCAUCACCCACCCCCGCCAUUGGUUGACCUUCUCCACCUACUUUCUUUCUUUUUUCCGUUUUCUUUUUCUUCAACUGUAAUCUCUCUGAUCGCUGUUCUUCACAAUUUUAAUCGUUAUCGACCCAUCAGACCUCCUGUUCGUGUCGGCUUCAAAUCUUGAAAGGAGUUUCAAUGGAAUCCCUAUCCAUACCGAAUCUCCCGUUGUUUUUCUCCAUGUUCGUCGUCAUCUAUCUCUUAGCUUACUUCGUUGUUUUCCGAAGUUGGAGCUCCAAGACCCGACCCGAAGCCGCCUCCUGCCUUAUAUCCCUCUUCCAUGGAACUCCCGCCGCGUUUUUGGGCACCAGGGCCAUCCUCGCCGAUCCGAAUCGCGGGUUUUCCUCCACCAAUAGCGUGACCCAGAACGCCGUUCUUGAUUUCAGCGUCGCAUACUUCUGUAUGGAUAUCCUCCAUUACCUGAUUUUCUAUCCUAGUGACGUUCUCUUCAUCGGCCACCACUUCGCCACCCUCUUCGUCUUGCUCACCUGUCGCUACGUCGUUUUCCAUGGCGCCUACGCAGUGCUCGGGCUGCUGGUCCUAGCGGAGGUCACCAGCUUCUGCCAGAAUGUCUGGACGCUUGCCAGUGCGAGGAGGCGCGACUUGGUGCUCGCCGCCAAAGUGUACGGUCUUAUUUCCCCUUCGUUUUAUGCUUUCUAUAGCGUUGUUAGGGGUCUGUUUGGACCUUUUUUUGUGUACAAAAUGGGGUUUUUUUAUUUGAGUGGUGAAGCUGAUGGUGUGAUUCCCAAGUGGGUAUGGGUUUCUUGGAUGAUUGUUGUUGUUAUGGCGAUUUCUGUUAGCAUAUUGUGGAUUUCGAAUUUGUGGGUGGAGUUGUACAGAGAAAGGAAGAGUAAAUUGGAGAAGAAGAAGUUCAGUUAGUGGAGUUCUUCUUUGGGUCUUGUUCAUUUCAUGCUUCAGCUCUGAAACAAAAAACGCUGGGAACUAAAAAAUUUGUAACAAAUUUGAGAUGUGCUAGGUUAGGAAAAGGAAAUUGACUUAGUGUUUGCUUUAAAUUAGUUUGUUUUGGUUUCCAAGGUCUUCACUUUUUUUUCCCCCUUUCCGGAGCAUGUUGUUAGUGAAUCUGAAAUGUAUGUAGUUGUUUCUACGUUCUUCAAGAUGUCUGGAGGUUUCUUUAGGUCUUGAAACUUAAAAUUCGUGUACCUGUACUUGUUCUUAUCUCUUUUUCUCCCUGUCAAUAAAACCAUCUGGUUGGUUUCCAAUA
Messenger RNA from Carica papaya (papaya), 1428 nucleotides. RefSeq names its product TLC domain-containing protein At5g14285. The record is from RefSeq and is a predicted model, not a curated record. NCBI's taxonomy places the organism in Eukaryota, Viridiplantae, Streptophyta, Magnoliopsida, Brassicales, Caricaceae. Gene Ontology annotation, cellular component: membrane.